AUUUCUUCAUCUUCUGUGAAAUUUGAGGGGAUUUGUUAGCUAUCACGUUCUCAAUCUGGUGAAAUUAGGGCUUUUGUUGAGCUGAGGAAGCUAAAUGAUGGGUGUACCCACCGCUGAGGAAGGUGGGGUUUCUCUUUGUUGCUAUGGCUUGAAACCUUAGUUUGCUUUUUGUCAAUGGGUAAAACCGAGGAUGAUGUGAAUCUCCGUGUCGCCGGCGGCGAAGCUACCGGUGAUUCGACGGAGAGGAAUGCUCGGUGUGGGUGUUGCAAAUGGAUCUCAAGCUUCUUUGGGCUCAAAUGUUUCUUCGUGCUGCUUUUCUCAGUCUCUUUGUUUCUUUCGGCUUUGUUUUUGUUGCUUCCGUUUCCUAUGGAUCGUGAGGAUUCGAAUCUCGAUCCCAGAUUUAGAGGUCAUGCUAUAGUAGCCAGUUUUAGCAUCAAUAGAUCGGCUUCUUUUCUUAAUGAAAAUACAUUGCAGCUUCAGAAUGACAUCUUUCAAGAGAUGAGCUACAUUUCCAUCAAAGUAACUAUCCUGGCUGUUGAGCCGUCAGAUGAAUUGAACAUAACAAAGGUUGUGUUUGGAAUUGACCCUGAUACUGGAUACCGAGAAAUCUUACCUCUGUCCUUGAGUUCUAUCAAAGAGAUGUUCGAAUCUGUGCUCAUAAAUCAAUCUAAUCUCCAGCUUACAAAAUCCUUGUUUGGGGAAACCUUACUUUUUGAAGUGCUAAAGUUUCCAGGAGGAAUCACUGUGAUUCCACCGCAAAGUGUUUUUCCUCUGCAGAAAUUCAAGAUUGUUUUCAACUUUACCCUAAACUACUCUAUUCACCAGAUACAGAUAAACUUCAAUACCCUUGCUAGUCAACUCAAGAAUGGGCUGAAUCUCGCACCAUACGAGAAUUUGUAUGUAAGCUUAUCGAACUCAGAAGGGUCGACCGUAUCUCCCCCUACAACUGUUCACUCAUCAGUUUUGCUGAGAGUCGGUACCUCAAAUUCAAGCCCAAGGUUGAAACAACUGACUGAUACCAUCACAGGUUCACGCUCGAAAAACCUUGGCCUGAAUAAUACCAUAUUUGGUAAGGUCAAGCAAGUUCGUCUUUCAUCUUUCUUGCCAAACAGCAGUGAUAGUAGCACCAAAUCUCCAUCACCCUCACCUAGUCCCCAUUCCAAGCACCACCACCACCACCACCAUCACCAUCACCAUCACCAUCACCACCACCACCACCAUCACAACCAUCAUCAUCACCACCACCACCAUCUUAGCCCGAAUAUGGCUCCCGAGGUUUCACCUGUGGCCUCUCCUGCUCCUCAGAGAAGCCGCAGGAGAGCUCCAUCUGCACCUCCACCCUGCAACUCAGGGAAUAGAGUACAUUUCAAGGAGAAACACGUGCAAUUUUCAUCCACACCUGCGCCUGCUCCUUCUACUGGGGCACCACGUCAUCAGCUGCACUCACCGGCCCCGAUUCCUGUAGCCAGGUCUCAUAUAGUUCCAAUCUCUGCCCCUCUACCACAUGUGGUGUUUGCCCAUGCAGCUCAACCACCCAAAACCGAACCAAGGGAACCACACGCAAAUGAAGCUGCCCAUCCUCAACCGCAGACCUCUUCAUCGAUUGCGGUUUUACCAGCUCUGCCAUGGAUUGUCCUUCUCAUGCUGAUAGUGGCCGGGCUUCAUGAAUAACGACAUUAACAUGUCUAGUAAACUGUAUCAACAGAGUACUCAAAAACUUUUAAGUGUAUAAAAUGAAUUCAUAUGG
Arabidopsis arenosa is the source of this 1747-nucleotide messenger RNA. The record is from the annotation of a GenBank genome assembly. NCBI's taxonomy places the organism in Eukaryota, Viridiplantae, Streptophyta, Magnoliopsida, Brassicales, Brassicaceae.